CCCUUCUCCAGCUCAACCGCCGUUUCAAACUUAAAAGACGAACAGAUACGCCGUCGGCUCCGCAAAUCCCUGCCGGCGAAAAUGGGGAAGAGCGAUGGCAAGACGGGGUUAGGGAGAGCGCUGGUGAAGCACCACAACCAGAUGAUCAUUCAAUCCAAGGAGAAAGGCCAGUUCUACAGGCAGCAGAACAGGGUUCUCGAAUCCAUCACCGACGUGAACGACGUCGACGCCGUCAUCGAGCAGGCCGAAGAGGAAGAGCGUCUCCUCCUCGCUGGUGACCGCCCCGCCCCCAACCUCCCUAUCAGUCUGGAUGGGGUCUCGAGUUCGAGUGCUAUGACGCCGGAGGAGAGGAAGGCGCAGCAGAAGGAAGCGGAGUCUUUGCAUGCUAAUAGCCUGCGAGUCCCUCGCAGGCCGCCGUGGAAUCCCGAGAUGUCGGUGGAGCUACUUGAUUCCAACGAAAGACAAGCUUUCUUAAUCUGGCGGCGAAGCCUUGCAAGCUUAGAGGAGAAUGAGAACCUGGUUCUCACACCAUUUGAAAAGAAUUUGGAUAUCUGGAGACAACUUUGGCGGGUGCUUGAGCGCAGUGAUCUUCUUGUGAUGGUUGUCGACGCACGAGAUCCUUUGUUCUAUCGUUGUCCUGAUCUUGAGGAAUAUGCAAGAGAAAUCGAUGAGCAUAAGAGGACACUACUCCUUGUAAACAAGGCAGAUCUUUUGCCCUUCUCAGUCAGGAAGAAAUGGGCCGAGUACUUCCGCCAAAACAAUAUUCUGUAUGUCUUCUGGUCAGCCAAGGCUGCUAGUGCACUCCUCGAGGGCAAAAAGCUGACUGGACCUUGCGGACAAGAACAGGCAGACGAUACUGAUACCAAAAUAUAUGGCAGGGAAGAGCUUCUAUCUCGUCUGCAGUCCGAGGCAGAAGCCAUAGUUUCAAGGAGGAAUCGAAAUAACUCCCCCGCCAAAUCAGUGACAGUGGGAUUCGUCGGGUACCCCAAUGUCGGCAAGAGUUCAACGAUCAACGCCCUGGUCGGACAGAAGCGAACUGGCGUGACAUCAACUCCUGGCAAAACAAAACAUUUCCAGACGCUGAUCAUGUCCGAGGAGCUCACCCUAUGCGACUGUCCCGGUCUGGUGUUCCCUUCCUUCUCAAGCUCCAAAUACGAAAUGAUCUCCUCUGGAGUCCUGCCAAUCGACCGUAUGACCGAGCACAGGGAGGCCGUCCAGGUGGUUGCAAACCGUGUCCCGCGCCAUGUCAUUGAGGCCGUCUACAGGAUAGCCCUGCCGAAGCCCAAGUCAUACGAGCCGCAGUCUCGGCCUCCAUUGGCGUCAGAGCUUCUACGAGCUUACUGCGCUUCGCGAGGGUACGUUGCAUCGAGCGGACUGCCAGACGAGACCAAGGCUGCACGUCAGAUUCUGAAGGAUUAUAUAGAUGGGAAGCUGCCUCAUUAUGAGUUGCCACCUGGAAUUGCUGCUGACGAGGUCAAGGAUUCUGAUGCUGAUAGUGAUUACAGUGGGUCUGAGUUGACAGAGUCUGAUUCGUCGGAUGUCGAGGAAGGAGGAGAGAAGAAUCCUCGGCCUGCGAUGGAGCAUGUGCUGGAUGAUCUGAACUCCUUCGACGUGGCGAAUGGGAUCGCGGCGAGGAAAACUACAGAGAAGAAGAAGUUCAAGGAGUCGUUCAAGCAGCACAAGAAGCCUCAGAGGAAGAAGGAUAGGUCGUGGAGGACGAAGACCGACGACGUCGAUGGGAUGCCGGUGGUGAGAGUCUUUCAGAAGCCUCUCAAUACAGGUCCUGCGAAGACGGCAUGAUAUUGAUGUUUUUGUGAUUGUAUGUAAUGUAUUUUACCUGCAGCUGGGUGACGGCGAUGAAAGGUAUAACGAAGAACGGUUCUAGCUUUGGAAAGACGAAUUGGUUUUUGAUCAGAAGAAAGUGACCCUUUUUUUUGGGGCUAGUUUUUCCUUUUGAAAGAGGAAGAGUUGUCCAGUAUGGAUUUGGCCUCCUCUGGAUGGAAGUUAUGGAGACAUGAUGAUGUGAUUGUAGGGAAGGCCUGACUGAAGGGGGAGAAUCUACUUGCAGUUACGGAGGAAAAGGGAGGCGGCAAAUGUGAUUACCUAGCUGGAAUCCUGAACAUCACUUGCUCCCAUGUGUCUGUGUUGUAGAGAUUCCACAUCUCAAUUUGUUAUCAAAUGACUCGUUUGCUAACGAAAAACAAAAUAAGUCUUUUGCAAGUG
Linum tenue is the source of this 2223-nucleotide messenger RNA. Lineage: Eukaryota; Viridiplantae; Streptophyta; Magnoliopsida; Malpighiales; Linaceae. The record is from the annotation of a GenBank genome assembly.